This is a messenger RNA of Cylicocyclus nassatus, 864 nucleotides long. The record is from the annotation of a GenBank genome assembly. NCBI's taxonomy places the organism in Eukaryota, Metazoa, Nematoda, Chromadorea, Rhabditida, Strongylidae.
ACUCACAUCCGCUUUCGAUACUGAGCUGUUCGAGUUGGUGUUCAGGCAGUUGUGAACUGGCUUGACCCAUGUUUGUAGAGCGAUAAUUGAAUAAGCUGUGGUGGCUGUGGAGCAGCAGAGCGCAGAAACAAUACAAAAGGGACACAACACCCGGCGAAUCGACGCUCGUAAGGCGCGUUAUCAGCGGUAGUGAUAUGCCGCGACCAUGUCAUCCACUUUGCGCCGAGAAAAGGGAUUUCAUGGAGGUCAACCCGCCGCGUGUUGAGAAAGACUUCUACCGUAACUAUGAUCCAAUGGUUGGUAUUGGUACCGCUGUCGCAUUAAUACUAUUCUUCUUCACCAUCACUGUCAAAUCAUGUGUUCGUCAUCUCGUACGAAAAUGGCGUAUGCAUCAAUUUUACAAAAAUACACCGUCUUGUGAAACGCAAGGAGAUGAUGUGCAACCGAUUGUCGAAACAGCUUGAGAGUGGCAAGCAAUGUCGACAUCUGGACGUUAUGGUGCAAAUAGGCGCGGGUGAUUGCACGACCAUCAAAAUCCAAUUCGGCUUUGAAACGUGACUGUUCAACGCCCAAAGCAGUCGCUUUCACAUCGUGUACUGAUCUGAAUUCUCAAUACAAUACGGGAUCACAGUCUUUUCUGAGUAAAUGAGUUAACGUAUUAUUUGUCGUAUUUUAUGUUGUCGCUAGAACACAGAGUUAUUUAGCGAACAGUCAUGAACGUCCAGAAUCAAAAUCUCUAUCUUCCAUUCACUUCCGCCAGAAAAAUCUUAGAAUUCCCAUAAGUUGUUAGUAAACAAUGUUUUAGUCCCUCUAUAUUGCGCUUACCCUACCAGUUAUUCUGACGAAAAUAUCUCUAGUUCGGAA